Molecule: messenger RNA, 1945 nt
Organism: Physella acuta
Lineage: Eukaryota; Metazoa; Mollusca; Gastropoda; Physidae
Product: DNA fragmentation factor subunit beta
Biological process (GO): apoptotic process; apoptotic DNA fragmentation
Cellular component (GO): cytoplasm; nucleus
Molecular function (GO): DNA endonuclease activity
Source: RefSeq, a predicted model, not a curated record
AGUCUCAACUUUCUCAAAUGCCUAAGGAGGAUGACAUAAUUGAUGGACGACAAGUUUCUGCAAAUAUAUUUUAAUUUGGUGUAAAAUUUUGAUUGAACUCAAUUAAAAUUUUAAUUGAGACUACAAUUUUUAUAGGACUUAUUAUACUGUAUGUAUACUUGUGCUAACGAGGCUAAACUUAUUAAAGAAACCAAAUAACUGUACAUCAAUGUAUCAGAUCUUACGGAACCUAUUUGAUAGUGGCAGUGCAAUGAAAGCAUAUAAAGUUCAAGAUGCAAGUCGGGAAAAUCGAUUUGGAAUCACAGCAAAAAACCUUGCUGAUUUAACACAGAAAGGAAAGCAAAAACUAAAAAUACCAGCCAAUGAAAAAGUCACAAUUGUUUGUGAAGAUGAUGGAACUGAGGUGGACUCCGAUGAUUAUUUCAAUACACUCGAAUCACAGUCUUGUUUUGUAUUUCUGAGAGCAGGUGAAAACUGGAAUGGAGUUGGUGAACUGGUUUAUUUUGCUUUGAACAAGCUUUUCAAUAACACAAAAAAGCAAGAAAUAGCUGUUGAGAUAAGAGAAUUACUAGGGGAUGAAAAAUCCCCUGAAAAAAUUAGCAUCAUUUCUCAGUAUUUGGAUAUACUUGCCACUGAUGUUGAUGCUGAGGAGCGUUUUGAGGAUGAAGAUUGGUUUGAGGGUUUGGAUAAAAAGUAUAAAACAAAAGGGGAGGUAAUGAAAAAUGCAGCUCAACAGAGAAUAAGAAGCUAUCUCACUAGUGCCAAAGACCAAAUAAAGAAGGAAAAUGACCCCGCUGUGAAGUCAGCUUUGUCUGCUAUUAUGGAAGAAAUGAAUGUUAAGUUAAAGAAAAAUGGUUAUCAUGGGCAUUACUUUGACCGGUCAGCAUCAGCCAAGCAGCGGUUUUGUGACAACAAAGGCUGGUUUAAAUGUGAAGGGGCUUUUGAUGAAGCAGAGUGUCUGAAGCUUCAUAGAAUAAACCCCUAUGCUUCCAAGGGCUAUAGACAACUCUUUGGGUUGUGGAACCUGGACCACAUCACUGAGAAAUCAAGGGAGGUUAUACCAAGUCUUAUAGAGGCAGCCAAAAAGAAGCCCAAGGGAAGUAAACUCAACAGUGAUGAGGUUUAUAAGUAUUUGUUUACACGCAGUAACCUGCGACUAGUUCAGGUUGGGUGCCACAAAAAAGCUGCCAGAACAAAGACUAUAAGCCCAGAAUCUUUUUAUGUGGAGUUAUAGUUGAUUUGUUGUUAGUAUUUGUAUUAAGGAAUCAUAUACAAUUCUUUUAUCCAUUAUUGUAUUAGUAGGGUCAUGUGUUAAGUAUGACAGCAAACAGUUGUUAGGACUGCUGCCUACAUAUGACAAGAAAUAAUGAAGUUGGCCAAAUAAAAAAAAAAGGAGGAAAUAAUGGAAAUAGUGGCAUUACAUUCCAACAGGCUGAGGUUAUGACUUGAGACAGAAAUUAAAUAAUGCUCUUUUGGUUGGAUUAGGAUGUGUUGUAUAGUACAAUCUUGGGCAGGUCUUUGUAGUUUUUUACAUGGCAGCGGAAGUUUGAAAUAAUAUGACACAUUAAUCAACAUUUUUAUACCUAACAAGUAAGCUAGGUCAAAUUCAAAAUGUAUGUAACCAUUAUAGCGUACAAUGAAAUUAUUGUUUUAGCUGAUCUUCUUCUUUGAGGGUUCGAACUCGAGACUUUUCUGUUUAGCAACCAUGAGCUUUAUCAACUUGACCACUCCGACCUCUUUUUAUCUGUAGAGCUUAUGAUUGGUCUCUUUUUUUUAGUGGUGGUUUUUUUUUUUUUUUGAGUCUUGAUAAACCUGAAUGUUGAUGUACUAAUGGGCCAAAAGAUAUGUAAUUUUUUUGUUUUUAUAGAAUAAUAAUGUUACCAAAUUAUCUUAACUGUUUUUACAACAAAUAUGCCUUCAUAUAUAUGCUCACUUUAAACUUUAA